UCACACUACUCAGAAUUAUCAUGCAAUACAACCUUCCACAUUAAGAGUUAAAAAAAAAAUAAAAAGGCUUACUAAUUACCUCGAAAUUUUAAAAAUAAAUAAACAAAAAACUUGUGAAGAAUAUUGUGGGAAUAUCCUGAAUUUGUGUGAAUUUAUUGAGUUAUGACCUUUUGAACCCACAUGGAAACAUAUACACUCAAACUAAAAACCUCAAUUUCACUGUUCACACUCAUUACAGUUUGCCUGUUCACAUCUUUGGUCAUUUUUAGCCUAUAAAUACAUCCAUAACCAGUGUUAUUAGUACACCACUACAUGCUUAGCAAUAACAUUUUUUUUAUUAAAUAAUAGUUUAAAUCCAGAAAGCCAUUAAUAUAGUAAAUUAUGGCAAUGAUAAGAUCUCAAAUUUCAGUGUUCAUAAAUUUCUUGUUCAUCAUUCACUACUUUUUAGUUUUCUACCUUGCUCAAGGUUAUGAUUUCUUCUACUUCGUUCAACAGGUACGUCUACCUAGUAUCGGACCACUUCCUGGUUUAAAUUUAGGCGAUAAUUGGCCAGGAUCAUAUUGUGACACUAAGGAUAGCAGCUGUUGCUACCCUACUACAGGGAAGCCAGCCUCAGACUUUGGCAUCCAUGGAUUAUGGCCUAACAACAAUGAUGGCACUUAUCCAUCAAACUGUGAUUCCAGCAACCCCUAUGAUGAAUCCAAGAUUUCAGACCUGAUGAGCAGAAUGCAACAAGAUUGGCCGACCCUGGCCUGUCCAAGCAACAGCGGAUCGUCGUUCUGGUCGCAUGAAUGGGAAAAACACGGGACAUGUUCCGAGUCUGAACUCGACCAACACACUUAUUUUGAGACCGCUUUAAAUCUCAAGAAUCAAACUUAUCUGCUCCAGAUUCUCGAGAGUGCAGGAAUCCAGGCAGAUGGAAAUUCUUACAACUUGAGCAGCAUACAAACCGCAAUUGAAAACGCAGUGGGAUAUGCUCCUUGGAUACAAUGCAACAGUGAUGCAGGUGGCAAUAGCCAGCUGUACCAGGUUUACUUCUGUGUCGGACCUUCGGGUUCUAACCUAAUCAAAUGCCCUGUUUUCCCCACAGGAACUUGUGCUUCCAGUAUUAAGUUCCCAUCUUUCUAGUAUUCUGGGAAUUGAAACUCUUUCAUUUCUAUUUCGUCCUUAGUUCCUUCUACUGUUAAACACUGCAACCCAGCAUAGCAUAUAUCAUGAAAACACUUCUUCUCCUACAAGGAUGUAUGUUUUUAUCGCAUGCAGCAAAAAAAAAAGUUAUUGUAUUGUAAGUGAUGUUCUGACUCAAUGAAGUCUUUCUUCAUUUGGUUAAUUUUCA
Ipomoea triloba (trilobed morning glory) is the source of this 1336-nucleotide messenger RNA. RefSeq names its product extracellular ribonuclease LE-like. Gene Ontology annotation, biological process: RNA catabolic process. Lineage: Eukaryota; Viridiplantae; Streptophyta; Magnoliopsida; Solanales; Convolvulaceae. The transcript is spliced from 4 exons. The coding region runs from base 382 to 1128 and encodes 248 amino acids. Gene Ontology annotation, cellular component: extracellular region. Gene Ontology annotation, molecular function: ribonuclease T2 activity; RNA binding. The record is from RefSeq and is a predicted model, not a curated record.